AACAUUUCAUUUGAAAUGCUGUAAUUGGUCCAAUUCACAUGUUUGGCAAUUUAAAGUAUUUGGAAUUGGAUUUGGGCCCAAUUACCUACACAUAUUAAAUAUACCUCAACCCAUAUCAUUUGAAAUCCAUAGUAAAUUACUGUCAUUUGAAAUCCAAACCUCACUCUUCAUCCUCAAAAUAUCACGAUAAAACUCGUUACUCAUUUUCUCUCUCUUCCAUUGGAGAUUUUUCGAGCUUUCUCUCUCCUCGUUGUCUGGUUUCACGAUUCUUCGGUUUCUCGUUUUGAUUGUCUCCCUCAAGCUUUCUCUCUCCUCAACACAUCGCGAGCUUUCUCUCUCCUCCUACAUUGCGAAAUCUUAUUUUUAAGAAAUUUGAAAAAAUGUCGGAUGAGGUCAGUAUACAAGAGUCAAGGAAACGUGCAAGGGACAACGAUGAAGAUCUAGAGUUAGUUAUCCAAGUUAUAGGUUUUAUUUUAGUAGUUGUGGGGGCAUGGUAUGGUCAACGAUAUAGGGUGAAUGAAGUAACAUGGAAUGAGUGUGAGCGUGCACAAACAAGAGCUACAUGGAUUAAUACUUUGAGGAAUAAUAGAAUAUGUUGUGAGCAAUUGCGUCUCGACAUACGUUGUUUUGAGAAAUUGUGUCAUACAUUACAAUCAAAGGGGGACCUAAUGACUACAAGAAAUGUCACCAUAAAAGAGAUAGUUGCAUUAUUUCUUCAUGUCCUUGCACAUGAUUUGAAGAAUAGAAAAAUGCAAGCCCUCUUUGCUCGUUCAGGAGAGACUAUAAGCCGCCAAUUUCAUGUGGUCCUUCGAUCUAUGCUCAAAAUAGGAAAGUAUUAUAUCAAGCCAGUUGACCAAGGUAUUAGCUAUGACGGGGAUAACAAGUGGAAGUGGUUUGAGGGACUUCUUAGAGCUCUUGAUGGGACACACAUUGAUAUGACGGUCCCUAUUGAGGAUAGAGCUCGGUAUCGAGAUAGGAAGGGGGACAUUAGCACCAAUGUGCUAGCUUCAUGUGAUCCAAACCUUCGUUUCACAUAUGUUUUACCUGGUUGGGAAGGAUCUGCAUCUGACCCUCGUGUUCUUCGUGAUGCUCUCCACAGGCCCAAUGGUAUAAAAGUACUAAGAAGAACAAAUGAAUUCCAAAAGACAAGGCAAAGAACCUAUGGGUCCUCCACGUAAACGGGGAUAUGUUGCGUGGAAUCGCCAAAUGGAUGUGAUUCUUACUUCCACAUUAUAUGAGCAAAUUAACGAAGGGAACAAGGGUGUUGGGGAUUUCAUUUCAAGUCCCAAGCGUAUCAAGCCGUGGUGGACAAAUUAAGGCUUGAAUUGAAUAUAUCUGUGACUGUGGAUCAUGUUAGGAACCGAAUUAGGGUUUGGAAGAGGCACUAUGCUACUAUUACUGAAAUUCGAGCUUACACAAAAUUCAAGUGGGAUGAAGAAAAGAAGAUGGUGGUGAUCCCUCUAGAAGAGCUUGAUGAAUGGAAAAAAAUUGUCAGGUAUGUUAUGUCUUAAUUUUUGUUUUGCAAUUCAUCUUAUUAGUGAUUAAUAUUAGAAACUGUGAUAAAGAAAAAGAAUGUUUACUAACACUCAUAAAUUAUGUUCUGGCAUUCUGUUUAUAAGAACAUAUACUGGAAAGUUUACUUCUUAGGAUAAAGUGUAUACCAGAUAUUUAUUUAAGAAUCUGUCCUUAUAUACCAGAUAUUUAUGUCUUAACUCUUGUGUUUACUAAUGACCUUAUAUAUGGAUAUUAAUGCUUGUUCACUUCUGGUGACCUCCUUCACUGACUAUGUAUACUUAUGUUAGUUGGACUAUUGGAGUAUGAUUUAUGAAGGGGCUCAAGUUUACUUCUUACGUAGUUGGUUAAGUUUAAUUUGUAAUAGCAUGUGGAAACAAUCCAAGCAACUUUACAACUUGUUGCUUUAAUUUAUGUGCUAUUAUUAUUAAUUAAUAUAAACUAUCUUGUGGUAAAAUAUUUUAGCUCAACUAGUGAACCUCUUACCGUGGUACCGAAUUAUCCUACAUUCCAAUGUAAUUUUAUACACUAGUAUUGUUCUAUUCCUUCAUAUAAGCUGAACCAGUACGUUUUGUAGUGAAAUGAUUAUGCAAUUUAACUUUUGCUAUUGUUUAAUGUAUAGGAAAAUCCUAAUGCCUCUAGAUACUUGAACAAGUGUAUUGAUAAUUGGGACGACAUAGUGACUUUAUUUGCUUUGGAUAGAGCAACCGGUGAUGGGGCAGAGCAACACGAGGAGUCCGCUGCUGCUAUGGACACUGAAACUGAAGGAGGGAGUACAUCGGAGACUUCUUCCGGAGGGUCAAACAAGAAGCUCAAGAGGGAUCGUCUUGCGGAUGCUGUUAGUAGUUUUGCGGAUUCUUUCAAAGAGUAUGUGAGUAAAGCGCAAGGCCCUCCGAAACCGAGUUCCCAAGAGAUAUACGACGUAGUCUCUAGCGUUCUUGGGCUUUCGGGUCAACAGGUGCUUCAAGUUGUCAAGAGGUUUAUGAAUGGGCCGGUGAAUGAGUUCGAUAUGUUAAAACAUCUACCGGAGGAGCAAAAGUUAGACUGGAUUUUAUUAUGUAUUAGUGAUUAGUAGUUCUAUUUUGUUGGUUGUAGGAUCGAAUUACAAUUCCAAACUUUAACUUGGUUUGCCAAACAGUAUUUGAAUUUGAAAUUCAACAUUUGAAAUUCCAUGAAUUCCCAAACAACUUAUUGGAAUUUGAAAUUCCAAAUUUGAAA
Messenger RNA from Beta vulgaris subsp. vulgaris (sugar beet), 2730 nucleotides. RefSeq lists its product as hypothetical. The record is from RefSeq and is a predicted model, not a curated record. The transcript is spliced from 3 exons. The coding region runs from base 381 to 1178 and encodes 265 amino acids. Lineage: Eukaryota; Viridiplantae; Streptophyta; Magnoliopsida; Caryophyllales; Amaranthaceae.